Messenger RNA from Varroa destructor (honeybee mite), 1645 nucleotides. Its product is annotated as mitochondrial inner membrane protein OXA1L-like. NCBI's taxonomy places the organism in Eukaryota, Metazoa, Arthropoda, Arachnida, Mesostigmata, Varroidae. Gene Ontology annotation, cellular component: mitochondrial inner membrane. Gene Ontology annotation, biological process: protein insertion into mitochondrial inner membrane from matrix. The record is from RefSeq and is a predicted model, not a curated record. Gene Ontology annotation, molecular function: membrane insertase activity.
UGCGGUUUGUAAAACAGGGCAAAGGAGACUGGAUUUCGUUGUUUUUUCGUUGUCGAUGCUUGGGAAUUUGUCGAAAUAUUGUUUUUGGAGUGAUGUGAAUUUUGAGAAACAACCUCAGAUUUUAAAGCGACAUGUUAGUUAAUGUGCGUCGAAUAGCGGCCCGCAGAGGCAGUGUGGCAACAAUAAGGAGUUCACUCUUUUGUGGUUUGUCGUUGAAGUUACGUUCAUUGAGCACGACACCUCGAAGACUCGAGGCAGUACCUGCGACAGCGAUCGUGGCUGGACUUGGCGUCACCCCCUCAACGACGAGCAAUGCAGUUGCUGUUUCCACAUCUACCGCAGCUUCUGCUGUCCCUGCCAAGAUUACUGCUAGUGACUGGGUGUCAGCUAAUUCGCUGUUCGAGUCACCCUAUCUCCGACAUAAUAAUGAGAUUUUUGUAGAGUUCAUCAACCAUGAUGUGGACAUAGAACAACUGAUACAACAGUCAUCGCAUUCGGCCACAGGUGCGGCCACUGAAACAGCGAUACCCAAAAUCAGUGCUGAGGAACUUGAACUUUCAAAGUUGGCUGAAAGCUUGAACUCGGAGAUCCUCGAAGCCACUGGAUCAUUCGCCGAACUUGGUCUCGGCGGAUGGAGUCCCUCGGGCCUCCUGCAGACUUUUCUCUACACUGUUAACUCCUAUGGACUGCCUUGGUGGAUGACAAUUGCGGCAACGACGCUGACUUUCAAGUUGAUUUUAUUUCCUUUGACUAUUCGAAGUCAGAAGUACGCCAUCCGAAUGAACAAUCAUCUGCCAGAGCUGCAAGAGAUUCAGCAGCGUCAGCAAAUAGCUAGGCAGGAAGGCAACAAUCUGGAACUGUGGAAGGCGAGUAAUGAUUAUGCUGUCUUCCUAAAGGAAAAAAAUAUCAACCCGUUAAAAGGCAUGAUCAACAUGGCUGUACAGGGUCCCGUCUUCAUUUCAUUUUUCUUCGCUUUAAAAGGCAUGGCCAACUUGCCCCUGAAUUCUAUGAAAACUGGGGGAAUGUUUUGGUUUACUGACCUCACCGUCCCAGACCCGUUCUACGCGUUGCCAGUAUUGACCAGCCUGACUCUCUUUGCAACCCUGAAGCUAGGUGCAGACAGUGGCGUGCGUCUUGACAACAUGAAAUGGGGUCGAUACGUUCUCGGAGCUAUACCCGUUAUUCUGCUUCCUUUUACAAUGAAUUUCCCGGCGGCCGUCGUCUGCUAUUGGUCAACAUCCAAUCUCUUUACACUUGGCCAGGUAGCCGUCCUGAGGAUUCCUGCUGUCCGUCAGCGGUUGGAUCUUCCGAAACUCGUGCGUCACAAUAGAGAAAAUUUGACUUUUGGGAAAAAAAAUUUCGCUGAUAGUGUCAGAGAGGCGUUUCAGCAGCAAAAACGAACCCGGAUGGUUAGAGAACUCGAACGACAGGACGAAAUCCGCUUUAAACAGGCUGGGAUAGGUCCUAUAGUUAAGACAUACAAAGAUGAUCCGACAAAAGCCAAGGCGGGGAUGGUUGCGCAGGCAAACAAGCGUUAAGACCUCUAACAUUUUCAGGCAACCAUGUAUGUACAUUGUAAUGAUCGCAUAGACAAAUACCCUUGUGACCUGGCUCGUAAGGGUGCAGCUGAGCUAAUAAAACGAAG